GCCGCCGAUUAUUUCCAUAUCAACAUGAGCGUUCGUCUGGGGUCCAAGGCCGACGUCGUCAAGACACUGCGCACACUGCUUCGGUUGAACCGUACUACCACCACGAACAAGAAGGCAUGGUCGGACGUCAUCCUUGAAAAGUUCCGUGAGCGUCAACACGAGACAGAUCGCACCAAGAUCAAGGCAUAUCGUGCGGAAGCGACAGACUUUCUUCAUCUGUGGACAGGUGUCGAGGAGCAAAAGCGCCUUUGGAACAUGGAUGCGGGCAUUGAAAAGCGCAUGAAGAAUGCCGACAUUGUGAAAAAGUCGGCGCGGCUCGUGGGGUUGCAAGUGCCCGACAUGUACACGGACAAGGAAGAGAACAAGCUUUAACUGUACCUACUGCUAACACGACCACCUUUUUGUGCUGUGCUGUACCCA
Molecule: messenger RNA, 420 nt
Organism: Aphanomyces astaci
Lineage: Eukaryota; Oomycota; Saprolegniomycetes; Saprolegniales; Verrucalvaceae
Exons: 3
Coding region: 25-372 (115 amino acids)
Source: RefSeq, a predicted model, not a curated record